CUUCUUUGUUUUACAUUACAGAUGAUACUGCUUUAAAUGGUGUAUCAUUUGCGUAUGUAUAGUUACAGGAGCUGCUCGGUCAGUCAAUGUGUCUGGAGUUAAAGUGUUCAAAUGGAAAUGAAUGUAACCACAACACUUCUCUGUGUAUGACUUUCAGUUUUUUUUCGUGACGUCUCAAAAUAGAAGGUUCAUCUUGCAUGAUUCAGACUGUGUACAUAGUACGACUCAUCAUUUAUGAGCGGAUUCUUCAUACAAUGGAAGAACACGUCCUAGCCGACAGACUGACGGAGAACCCAAUGAAAGAUACCAAAGAAAACGGAACAGUGACGUUUUCCCAGUUCUCCUCCAGCGUACGCACCAUGGUGCGGAUUCGCCAGAAGUACCAGGCCAUCAAGAAACGUCGCAUGGAGAUCGCGACGACGUCUGCGUCCCAGAUCUUCGCAUCUUCACGCUCCUCCAGCCCUAACGUUUUCACGUUUGAUGAUAUUCCCAUCAACAGUAACCUAUCUUCCCCCCGCAAACGGAAGAAACGGAAGGGGCGAGUUCUGUAUCCCAACAACAAUUUGAGAGCCGUACCGACAAAAGAGCGCAGCAAAGCCAAGAAAUGCCUGUACUUGUUGUGCGUAAUUGUCUUUCUACAGAUUUACAAUGCCAUCGAGAACCUGGACGACCACGUGCUCAAGUAUGAUCUAGACGGACUGGAAAAGACUCUUAAAAGAGAAGUGUUCGGCCAACAAGAAGCCACUGAGAGACUUCUGGGUCACUUGCAAGAUUACCUGUCAACCUACGUUCACAAUAAACCUUUGGUUUUGUCGCUUCAUGGACCUACGGGGGUUGGCAAGAGCCAUGUCGGUCGCUUGUUGGCUCAGCAUUUCCGUUCAGUGGUUGGCGACCAGUUAGUGAUGCAAUACUUUGUUCUACACCAUUGCCCAACCGAUGAUGAUAUCCCACAAUGUAUAAAAGCUCUGAGCUUGCAGAUCUCGAUGACGGUCACUCAAGCUGAGGAAGAAGAGAAGAUACCGCUGUUCAUAUUCGAUGAAAUGGAACACAUGCCCGGCGAGUUGAUGGACAUGUUGCACAAUGUCAUUCGACCCCAAAACAACAACGAAUACUUGAACGCAAUCUACAUUCUCAUUGGCAACCUGGGACAUGAUGACAUCACCAAAUUCGUCCUUCACAACUCCAGCGUCUCCGCAUCAGGACCCUUGAGCUUGACUCAAGAACUGACCCCAUGGCUGCGCAACUACCUGCACGGGUACCACCAGAUAUUUCUAGAAGUGGAAUUAAUACCCUUCACGCUUUUAGAGAAAAGCCACGUCAUGGACUGUUUUACAGACGAGAUGUCCAGAGAAGGAUUUUAUCCCGACCGCUCGCACGUAGAAAGACUUGCGGAGGAACUUUCUUAUUAUAUCGUGGGCGAGCUGGAGUUCUCUCGUAGCGGAUGCAGGCAGGUUGUGGCGAAGGUGAAUCUUCUCUGAUCCUCCGAGUCUGCUGUGCAGAUGGAAUAUGACUCAGACGGGAGACUUUGUGUUUUGGCUUAAUGAUGGUCAUUUCAUUCAAGAUUUUUAUAGUUGAAAAAUGCAAACAAAUGACAUGAAGUAUUUUCUCACUCAUAAUGUGCACUGUGAAGUGGAUCUAUGAUGUUCCACGAGAAAUAACACAAAACAACGCAACUUUUUCUUUUUCAUUUAUUGGAAUCUCUCAUCUUUCAAGUUGGACAGAAUGAGGUUUCAGCAAAGAUAAGAGUCAAAUGUGUGUUCAUAGUAAGUGCUUUGGUGAAACAGAAGGAAUGAAUGUAAAUCUGAAUAUCAUUCAUAAAUCCAUUCUUGCAUAAUCUGUGGCAUUCAUUUCAAUCGGACUACGAGAGAAUCCGUUUAUGAACGACAUGUGAACAAGAUGUCAGUUUACGUAUCAAUGUCUGUGAUCACACAGCGAAGGGAUCGUUCACUCAAAAAAGAAAAUUCUUACAUCAACUACUCAUCAUCAUGUCAAACCUGUAAGACUUUCUUCUGCAGAACACAAAAGAAGAUAUUUUGAAGAACGUCAGCAACUGAAAAACGUGAAACCUCGUUUGACUUUCUUUACAAAUCUUUAUGAUUUUAUUUCUUCUGUGGAACACAAAGAAAGAUAUUUUAAGUCAGGAUGGCCAAUAAAUGAUGUCUGAAUUUUC
Triplophysa dalaica is the source of this 2170-nucleotide messenger RNA. It is a transcript of the gene tor4aa, whose product is annotated as torsin family 4, member Aa. The transcript has 2 exons. Gene Ontology annotation, cellular component: endoplasmic reticulum lumen; nuclear envelope. The record is from RefSeq and is a predicted model, not a curated record. Gene Ontology annotation, molecular function: ATP binding; ATP hydrolysis activity. The coding region runs from base 198 to 1478 and encodes 426 amino acids. NCBI's taxonomy places the organism in Eukaryota, Metazoa, Chordata, Actinopteri, Cypriniformes, Nemacheilidae.